This is a messenger RNA of Dentiscutata erythropus, 482 nucleotides long. Lineage: Eukaryota; Fungi; Glomeromycota; Glomeromycetes; Diversisporales; Gigasporaceae. The record is from the annotation of a GenBank genome assembly.
GAGCUGAUUAUCUCAUCAUUAAGGCAACGAAAAUACCCUUUAUUACUGAAGAAGCAAAUCAGAUUCAAGCAAGAAAGCAUAUACUUCGUGGAAUUAAUGGUUAUGAUUGUCCUGAGUUCUUUUAUCUGGAAAAGGUUCAGGAAAGACUUAGCGAAUGUGAUACUACCAAGCCUCCUUCAAUGCAAAAUCUAAUAGAUGUAAUAAUAAUGCUAUGUAUGCGAUCAGCAGAUGUGAAAAAUCUUCGUAUCAACCAAUACAAACCAAGUCACGAGUUAUGGUAUAAUCCUGACUAUUCUUGGUACUGUAUUGGUUAUGCAAAAAAUAAAGGUGAGAUAGAAGAACCUCGACUAUUCCUUUCAAUGGAAAAAAAUCCAAUACGAGCAAGAGAAUUACUUAUCUGGAUUCAGAGAUCAAUACCAGAUAAAUUUUCCUUCUUGUUAAAAGAUAAGAAUGAGAAUACUAAUGUUGCACCUCUUAAUUAA